UUCAACGGGGAAACAGUAAACUGUUCUUGUUUAAGGAAAUCAAACGACGGCUCAGUUAUUCGCAAAUUUCGUUUGGAUAAAAUGAAGAACUUUGCGAUUGUUACUUGCCUCCUGGCCGCCACGACGGUCGUUCGUGGUAUAGAUCAGGACAACGUAAUCGCAAAGUACAUGGAGUACUUGAUGCCGGAAGUGAAACCCUGCGCCGAUGAGUUUCACAUAACAGAAGAAGCAGCAACGAAUAUCCAACGGGCAGAUAGUGGCGCUGACAUGAGGCAGAUGGGCUGUCUGAAAGCGUGUGUGAUGAAACGAAUGGGAAUAUUGACAGGCCUCGACUUCCAUAUGGAGCCAAUAUUGAAGAUGAUAGACGUAGUGCACGCUGACAACCCAGCUGACAAGGAUAUGGUAAUAAAGAUUGCCAAUGACUGUACUGCAGAAAUCAAGGGAGAGACGGACGAGUGCAACAUCGGCAACAAAUACACCGACUGUUACGUAGAGAAGUUGUUCAACGACUAAAGCCAGCUUACCAAAAAUUGCCAGUCGAAGGCCAAGAAGUUGUAAACGUACGAGUUUACCACGUGUACUACGUUCAAUAAAAUGAUGUAAGAAUA
Messenger RNA from Habropoda laboriosa, 608 nucleotides. RefSeq lists its product as uncharacterized. The transcript is spliced from 5 exons. Bases 82 to 513 code for a protein of 143 amino acids. Gene Ontology annotation, molecular function: odorant binding. Lineage: Eukaryota; Metazoa; Arthropoda; Insecta; Hymenoptera; Apidae. The record is from RefSeq and is a predicted model, not a curated record.